Molecule: messenger RNA, 1977 nt
Organism: Aspergillus neoniger CBS 115656
Lineage: Eukaryota; Fungi; Ascomycota; Eurotiomycetes; Eurotiales; Aspergillaceae
Product: phenol monooxygenase
Exons: 5
Coding region: 1-1977 (658 amino acids)
Molecular function (GO): FAD binding
Source: RefSeq, a predicted model, not a curated record
AUGCCGGUAUUUACAGAAUUCGCAUCCAAGUCGCGGGACCUGCGUGUCCUUCCUUCAUUUGCUCUUCCAUUACCUCGACUUACUCCGCCGUUCGAACCCACCGUAAACGAUGGAGUCGAACGCUACGAGGUUGUCAUCGUUGGGGCCGGACCCUCGGGGCUGAUGCUGGAACUUCUGCUGGCCAGAUACGGAUUGAGUGAAGAAUCUCUCCUUUGUAUUGAUUCGAAGCCAAGCACGUUGAAAUCAGGACAGGCAGAUGGCGUUCAACCUCGGACGUUGGAAGUAUUUAAAACCUUGGGGAUUUCCGACGAGAUUGAGAACGAAGCAUGUCAAAUGUGGCAGUUUGCCUUUUGGAAUACCUCAUCGGACCCAUCCAGAAUCAUUGAGCGGAAAUCCGUGGUCCCCGAAGUGAUACCCCCGGCUCGGUUUCGCUACGAGGCUACUAUACAUCAGGGACGCAUUGAACGGAUUAUGGAGACUGACCUUCUGCGGUACUCCAAAAGAGGCGUGCAAAGGGACACCAAGUUGAUCCAUGUCCAGCUGAAUGAAGAUGACAAGGAGUUCCCUGUCCUGGCGGAGAUUGAGACACGCGGGGUAAGAAGAUUGAUCCGCACAAAACACCUCGUUGGAGCAGACGGAGCACACUCGAUGGUACGUCAGUGUGUGGGACUAAAGCUGGAGGGUCAAUCGCUCGACCAUAUCUGGGGCGUUAUAGACUUGGUAGUGGAUACGGAUUUUCCUGACAUUCGCCGGCGAUGUGCAAUCCAUUCCCCAGCUGGCUCGGUGAUGGUCAUACCACGAGAACGGAUCGUGACGGGUGAGUAUCUUACGCGACUUUAUGUCCAGGUACCCGGAAUGGCAAACCCCGAUGGAGAUAUAGUGGGAGCGGCUACCCCAGUUUCCGAACAUGAUGAUGCCAGGGUACGCAGACAGAAGGUGACGAAGGAGGGAAUCCUGAAGCAAGCAUCGGACGCUUUCAAGCCAUAUUACCUGAGGCCGAAAAGCGAGGAGUCAAUCGACUGGUGGGCAGCGUAUCAGAUUGGGCAGCGGGUCUCGCCGGAAUUUAUUGUCAACGACUCUACUGGAGUUCCUAGAGUAUUCAUUGUGGGAGAUGCUUGCCAUACUCAUAGUCCAAAGGCCGGCCAAGGAAUGAAUGUGUCCAUGAUGGAUUCGUAUAACCUGGCCUGGAAGCUGGCCUACCACAUUCACGGACUCAGCCCAUCGUCUACCGAGCCCGACCAGCCACAUCCCCUCCUCGACACUUAUCAUCUGGAACGGCAUGCGAACGCGCAGCAGCUAAUUGAAUUUGAUCGCAAGUUCUCUACCAUCUUCUCGGGUCAACUGGACACGGAGGAGUCAGGCAUGUCGCACGCGGAAUUUGUGGCCACAUUCAACACCGGCAACGGCUUCACCAGCGGCUGCGGGGUGGAAUACGGAGAGAGUAUGAUCGUUGACCGAACUGCAUCGGAGGGACAGGAUAGCCCCAUCCGGGGCGACGACUACUUAUCAGGAAUACUGCGACCGGGCAGACGAUUGCUGAACGUGAAGUUGAGACGUCAUGCGGAUGGAUGGCACCGGGAUAUUCAGGACGACCUGGCAUCCACGGGCCGGUUCCGCGUUCUAACGCUCACGUCUAAUGAUCUUCUGAGCGCCCAAAGUGUGUCUGCUCGAUCAUUGCAGAAUGUGUCUGCAUUGCUGGGUACUUUCCCAGCAGGGGUCAUCGAGCAGAUUGUGGUGCACCCGCAGCUCCCGAGAGAGUUUGAAUGGGACAGCCUUCCGGGUUGCGUAAAAGAACAUGCGGAGAUGCGCUUCUAUAAUGGAAGCGAGCUGGAGGAUGCAUAUGGAAUCUACGGGGUGGACCCUCAUCAGGGAGCCAUGGUGGUUGUCCGGCCCGACGGGUAUGUUGGGAUAGUUGUAGCGCUCGGGGAUGUGGAUCGCGUGGGAGAGUACCUGCGUCGCUGCAUCAGAACGAGGUAG